Molecule: messenger RNA, 1763 nt
Organism: Vitis riparia (riverbank grape)
Lineage: Eukaryota; Viridiplantae; Streptophyta; Magnoliopsida; Vitales; Vitaceae
Product: flavin-containing monooxygenase FMO GS-OX-like 3
Exons: 7
Coding region: 240-1595 (451 amino acids)
Molecular function (GO): flavin adenine dinucleotide binding; NADP binding; N,N-dimethylaniline monooxygenase activity
Source: RefSeq, a predicted model, not a curated record
CAUUAGUCUACAAUCCCACAUCGGAGGCUGCCGACAUGUUGAGCGUCGGUGUCUGCCAAUAAGUCGCGACACUUUCAUCCUUAGGCCAAGCAUUAUCCUCUGUUUCCCCCCUUUUUUUAUAAUCCUUUAGAAAUUCAAAACACAAAUCAGUUGCAGCUUGCAAGUGGCACCAAGCUUCUCACCUACUAGUUGUUUCUUGCCUGUCGUAGCUGCUCUUUGCGGUGGCCUGUCAAUUAUCAAUGUCGCCCACAAUCUCCGAAAUCAAAUCACUCAACGUAGCGAUCAUCGGCGCCGGCGCCGCUGGUUUAGUUUCUGCCAGGGAGCUUCGCCGAGAAGGGCACCAGGUCGUGAUGUUCGAGCGGCAAGCCCAAUUGGGUGGCACAUGGGUAUACAACCCCGGCGUGGAGGCAGACCCACUUGGGUCAGACCCAUCUCGAGCCAUAGUUCACUCCAGCCUCUACGCCUCCCUCCGCACCAAUCUCCCCAGAGAAGCCAUGGGGUUUCGAGCCUACCCUUUCGUAUCCACUGGUCAACCCCAUUGGGACUCCAGAAGGUUCCCAGGUCAUCAAGAGGUCUUGCUUUAUCUCAAUGAUUAUGCCACUGAGUUUGGACUCACCGAGUUAGUCCGCUUCGAGACAGAAGUGGUUUAUGCUGGCUUGGUUGAGGACGGGAAGUGGAAGGUGAGGUCUAGACAGGAAAAUGGCGUGGCAGUUGAUGUGGAUGAGAUUUUUGAUGCUUUGGUUGUUUGCAAUGGCCAUUACACCGAGCCCCGUACCGCAGAAAUUCCAGGAAUUGAUGCAUGGCCAGGGAAGCAAAUGCAUUGCCACAAUUAUCGUAUUCCUGAGCCCUAUCGAGAUCUUGUUGUAAUUUUAAUAGGGAGUGGUCCAAGUGCUCUGGAUAUCUCUAUAGACAUUGCUCAGGUUGCUAAAGAAGUUCAUGUUGCAUCUAGAUCAGAUGAGGCUGAAGUCUUGAGAAAGCAGUUUGGCUAUCAUCAUAUUCAGCUGCAUCCUAUGAUAGAAAGCAUCCAGAAAGAUGGUACCGUGAUAUUUUAUGAUGGGAGUAUGGUUCUUGCUGGUGUGAUUCUGCACUGCACGGGAUACAAUUAUCAUCUACCUUUUCUUGACACUCAUGGCAUUGUGACUGUGGACGACAAUUGUGUGGGACCAUUAUACAAACACAUUUUCCCACCAGUUCUGGCACCGAGGCUUUCCUUUGUUGGGUUACCAUGGAUGGUUCUCCCUUUUCCCGUGUUUGAAUUCCAAAGCAAAUGGAUAGCAGGUGUUCUCUCCGAUCGGAUUAGACUCCCAUCGCAGGAGGAGAUGAUGGAAAAUGUUUCAGCCUUUUAUUUGUCACUAGAAGCUUCUGGCAUGCCUAAGCGCCACACUCAUAAAAUGGGUGCCCAUCUGUUCGAGUACAAUGGCUGGCUUGCUGCUGAGUGUGGGGUUCCAGUGACUGAAGAGUGGAGAAAGAAAAUGCUUUAUGCAACCUUACAGAACUAUUUAGCCCACCCAGGGACAUACCGUGAUGCGUGGGAAGAUGAUGACUUGGUGUUGGAAGCCCUUAUGGAGAUGGCCACAGUUGCAACUCUUGAUUAACAAGUCCAAUCCAAUCACCCAAAAAUAAACAAAUCAAAAGGAGUGUGUAUAUAUAUACAUAGAGAGAGACCAAGGCUUAUUUUCCUACUCAUCUUGGUUAAAUCCAUUGCUGUAUCGGAAGAUAAUACUUUAAACAAAAUCCUAAUACAUUUUUAUAAAUAUAUUUAA